AUGGGUGCAGCACAGCAAGUGGGCCGAGCGAACCACCAGAACGAUGCACCUGUGGCCCCCAACGCCCAUGCCACGGAAGGCACGACGGUGGACAUUCCUGGCAUUGGCUCGGUUACCUUGAACGUGGUGAUCCAGCCAGCAGCACAGGGUGCAAAUCCGCCCGGUCCUCCGCCCGGUCCUCCACCCGGUCCUCCACCCGGUGGUAGUGCAGCCGGUCCUCCACCCGGCCCUCCACCCAAUGAGCCGCUCGGUCCUCCACCGGUCCUCCACCGGGUCCUCCACCUCCAAACACGGCCGGCCACGAUGUGCCAGCAGAGCCAGCAGAGCCUCCCUUCCCACCUGCAUGGGCUGCGGGGUCAUCGACCCCGAAUGCUGGCUACUUAA
Molecule: messenger RNA, 384 nt
Organism: Symbiodinium natans
Lineage: Eukaryota; Dinophyceae; Suessiales; Symbiodiniaceae
Source: the annotation of a GenBank genome assembly